Messenger RNA from Candida tropicalis MYA-3404, 660 nucleotides. RefSeq lists its product as uncharacterized. Bases 1 to 660 code for a protein of 219 amino acids. The transcript has a single exon. The record is from RefSeq and is a predicted model, not a curated record. NCBI's taxonomy places the organism in Eukaryota, Fungi, Ascomycota, Pichiomycetes, Serinales, Debaryomycetaceae.
AUGACUACACCGAUCGAAUUGCUUUACAAAUAUGAAAGAUUAUUAACAGCCUACUUGCAGUCCAACUCUUUCACGGCAAAUUUGUUGAUUACCCCAGUAUCAAAAUUCAUCACGGAAUCUUUGAUAAUUAUUUUCGUGAUCUUAUUGAGUUACGAAGUUAUAUAUUGGAGUGGAAUAUAUUUGAAGUUGUGGGACUAUCAUGCUAAGGAUAUAUUUGGAGACGUUCCAAUUCAUUGCUCCCAUGUUUAUAUUCGUUUAAAUAUAAUUGACCGUGAAAACAAAAAUGGAUUGGACACUUACUACCAUUUGAAAGCUACCAAGAAUAACUUUUACAACUGGAAACAGAUCAAUGAAUUAAGCAAAAAGAUUUUCAAAUUGGAUAAAUUCAUCAAGUAUUAUUUUGAGUUCAGUCCAGAGGAUUUUGAAAUGAACGAAGAGCCCGAGUUCGGCAGUACUAUUGAACAUUUGCGAAACAAAAUUUUACUGUUGGUUAUUGAAUCAGACUAUUUAAAACAAUUCAGUCAUGACGACUUGACCAUUGAGGAUGUCAAGGUUUACAAUAAUAAGUAUGAGGAAGUGGAAUCCAAAGAGAACAACAAUUAUUUAAGCAAGUGUAAUAUUGAAACCGGCAAUACAAUCGAUGUCGUUAUAGUUAUUUAG